Molecule: messenger RNA, 614 nt
Organism: Impatiens glandulifera
Lineage: Eukaryota; Viridiplantae; Streptophyta; Magnoliopsida; Ericales; Balsaminaceae
Product: protein FATTY ACID EXPORT 5-like
Exons: 3
Coding region: 105-467 (120 amino acids)
Cellular component (GO): membrane
Source: RefSeq, a predicted model, not a curated record
UUGCUCUCUCUAUAACUUCAAUUCAACAUUCAGCAGCUCAAGAUCAACUCUUGUUACAAUUUCUCCAAAAUCUUGUUCUUUUUGAGUCGAUCCAAUCCAUCAAAAUGCAUGAUUUCUGCUUUACAUUCCCUUAUGGGUUUGUUCUAAUCGUUGGAGGAAUCAUUGGGUAUGCAAAGAAAGGAAGUAUAGCUUCCUUGGGCGGUGGUGCUGGUGCUGGAUUGGUGCUCAUAUUAGCUGGUUAUCUGAGUCUCAAUGCCUUCCACAAGAAAAAGAAUUCGUAUCUCGGUUUGAUUCUGGAAACAGUUUGUGCAGCUGCUAUCACUUGGAUAAUGGGGCAACGAUAUCUCCAAACUUCUAAGAUAAUGCCAGCUGGCAUGGUUGCGGGUAUCAGUGCUGUCAUGACCUUAUUCUACUUGUACAAGAUCGCGACCGGGGGAAACCAUUUCCCUGCUGCGAAGGCUGAGUAAUGGCUCGAAAUAUUCAUCUGAUCUAUGACACUGUCUCAAAAUAUAAUUUGUUUCCAACCAAGGUCUCUUUUGUCAUUUUUAUAUGUAGAUUUUCUUGUUUCUGCUGAACAUCUCGACAAUAUAUUGAAAAAAAAACUGUUGAUGUUA